Vicia villosa (hairy vetch) is the source of this 690-nucleotide messenger RNA. RefSeq lists its product as uncharacterized. The record is from RefSeq and is a predicted model, not a curated record. The transcript is spliced from 3 exons. Lineage: Eukaryota; Viridiplantae; Streptophyta; Magnoliopsida; Fabales; Fabaceae. Bases 1 to 690 code for a protein of 229 amino acids.
AUGUUGUCGGUUAAUGUUAAUGGAGUUCUUAACGGAUAUUUCCCUUGUUCUCGUGGGGUUCGACAAGGUAAAGUUUCAAACAUUAAUCUUCUCAUCUCUACUUUUGACGAGUAUGCGGAUGUUUCAGGUCAAAGGGUUAAUUGCUCUAAGUCUCACAUUUUUGGUGGAGCCAUGAAAUCUUCUAGGCUGAACAUUCUUUCGAAGAUUUCCGGAUUCAAGAUUGGCGCUUAUCCUUUUGUGUAUCUUGGAAUUACUAUCUUCAAGGGCAAGCCUAAAGCGGUGUAUUUACGUCCUAUUGCAGAUAGGGUGAAAAAUAAAUUAGCUUCUUGGAAGGGCUCUUUAUUAUCGUUUGCCGGCAGGGUGGAACUUUUUAAAUCCUUUAUCCAGAGCAUGCUUAUUCACAGCUUUGCAAUUUAUGCGUGGCCGAUUUUUCUCAUUCGAGACAACAAGCAGGCGAUUAAAAGGUUUAUUUGGAGUGGGGAGACAACAGUGCUUCGGCUGAGGGUUCAGAGAAAAGGUAGUUUCAUCAAGCAUCACAUUUACUCCUCCCUUUGGUCUAGUCUCAAGGCAAAAUUGGCAACAGUGGUGGAUAACUCUUCGUGGUGUUUAGGCAACGGUGCUUCUAUUAAUCUUUGGUUCGAUAAUUGGUGCGGUAUGCCUUUUCACCUCGACAUGUCUGAUGGAGUUUAG